This is a messenger RNA of Pocillopora damicornis (cauliflower coral), 3490 nucleotides long. RefSeq lists its product as uncharacterized. NCBI's taxonomy places the organism in Eukaryota, Metazoa, Cnidaria, Anthozoa, Scleractinia, Pocilloporidae. The record is from RefSeq and is a predicted model, not a curated record. Gene Ontology annotation, molecular function: metalloendopeptidase activity; zinc ion binding. Gene Ontology annotation, biological process: proteolysis.
AAGCAAAUUCCUGUAAAGCGAAUAUAAAGGAAGACAGGAUUAUUGGCGAAGGGUUAAACUACUAACAGCAGCCACGGGUACGAAACCCUACGACUUGAAGCGCUUUAGGACAGUGAAGACGGAGAGAGCAAAAUGUGGCUUCAGAUCUCGUGGAUUCUCUUGAUGACUACAAUGUUGUUGUCAAAUGCUGAACUGCCGAGUGACAAUGACAAUGAAGAAGAGAACUCCAGUCCAAGGAGCAUGCCGGAUUUCUGGUUGUUUGGCGACAUUAAACUUACAGAUCAUCAAAAAGUUCUACUUGAUGUGCCUGAAGGUGCGAAGGAUAAAUUCGGUUUUCCACGAAAACCCCCAGCUGCCACACGAGAGAAAACCUUGCUGUGGGAUAAUGGAGUUAUACCGUAUGAGUUUGACUGCAGCUUGCAAAACAUGCCAGAACUGCAAAGAAUAAUCCGACUGGCUAUGAAUGACUGGGAAUCGAAAACCUGCAUCAAGUUUAUCGAAAGAACCAACGAGAAGGAUUACGUCAAUUUCUUUCGAGGAACUCAUUGUUACAGCACAGUAGGCAAGGCUCGAAAUGAACGCCGGGAAGUGUCUGUCGGAUUCGGGUGCGAGUACCAUCACGUGAUGGCACAUGAGCUUGGUCACGUGAUUGGAUUUUGGCACGAACAGAGCAGACCCGACAGAGACGAGUACGUGAAGAUAAUUUGGAAAAACGUGAACAGAGGCUGGGAACACGCAUUCCUCAAACAGACGUGGCAAGCUGUGGACUCUUUCGAUACGCCGUAUGAUUACAACAGCAUCAUGCACUACCGACUGAACGCUUUUUCGCGAUCAAGGAGAAGAAAAACAAUUAUACCCCUGAAGAAGGAUGCACACAAAGUCCGGCCCUAUAGAAAGAUAUCAAAGAUUGACGCGAUUCAGGUUAAAAGGAUGUACAAUUGUGAUGCUAAAAAUCAAAGACUUUUGAAUAAUUCAAGUCUUGAAGCUUUUAGACGAGCGAAAAGAGCCGUUGGCGGAGGAGGAUUGGUAACAAUCAGAGGAUCCAGUCUCCGCUCAAAAGAAGAGACAGAGAAAAAGAAAAAGACGACGAAAGAUCUAAACUGUAAAGAUACAAGUACAGCCUGUCCUUACUGGGCCCAGAAAGGUUUCUGCGAGGCACGGCAGGACAUCAAACUCACGCAUUGCAGGUUAAGCUGUAACGCCUGUGAUGAAGCAAUUGAGGUUAGACCAUCAGAAAAACCUGACGGUGAAUGUGUAGAUAGAAAUGACGCUUGUGAACUCUGGGUAAAAAGCGGAUAUUGUGAAAGUCGACCAGACAUAAUGCGCGUGGAAUGUAGGAAAAGCUGUCGCAUCUGUACUGACGAGAAAUGUAUCGACAUGGAUCCACGUUGCCGUGCCUGGUCCAGGUGGAAAUAUUGCACCGAUAAGGCAUAUAAGAACGUUAUGAUGCAGGCGUGCAGGAGAAGCUGUGGAUUUUGCGUGGCUGAAACCCAUGACUGCAGGGAUCGUUUGAAAUAUCGCUGCAAAAGGCUAAAAGACGAAGGAUACUGCGAAUCAAAGAAACCAAACGAGCGAAACUCCAUGAGAAAUAUGUGCGCUUUGACCUGCAACUUUUGUUACAAAGAUGUAACCGUGGCAAAAACAAAACCGGCAAGAAGACCUCCUUGUGUGGACACAAUGAAAGCCUGUUUCGGCUGGUCAAGGCUUGGUUACUGUUUCGCUGACCACAGAGAGAGUUUCAUGCAAGAGUACUGCAAAAGGAGUUGUAACCUGUGUUCUAGCAUGAGUCCAGAUCACACAACUGAAAAAUGUUUAGAUAAUGACAUCAUGUGUGAAGAACUGAAGGGCCGCGGAUACUGUGAACAGGCGGACAAGAAAAAAUACAUGGCGUUUCAUUGUAAGAGAACUUGUAAACUGUGUAAUAGAAAAGAAGAGAUGCCAGCACCAUGCAAGGACAAGCAUAAAUCCUGUAACGCUUGGGCAGCAAGGGGUGGCUGUCACGUUAGAGCACUGUACAUGAUGAAAUAUUGCAAACGGACCUGCAACCUCUGCCGAUCGAUCGGAUUGUACCAGAUAAAGCCCACGCUUCAAAAUUCGCCAUGCAUUGACAAGUACCCUUACUGCCCCAGAUUGACUGAAAAAGGCUAUUGUAACCUUUUUUCUAAAUUCAUGUACAAGAAAUGCCCACUGAGCUGUGAAGCUUGUUACCCAGAGGUUGAUAAAAAAUUGGCAGAGAAAUGUAAAAAUAAGAUGGAUGAUGCUAACUGUGAGCAUUGGGCUGGACUCGGCUACUGUCAAAGCAGGGCUGACUUCAUGACUGACAAGUGUCAACAUGCCUGCAAUUCAUGCCCUAAAGAACCUGUUAAAACUCGACCAGCUAAACCUAAAGGUAUAAGGUGUCAUGACCCUUGCAAAAAAUGGCUCGAGCGAGGACAGUGCACGACUAGAUGGCGAAGACGUUGUAUUAGGACGUGUUUAACUUUAGGAUGUGACGAGGAACCCGUGAGGCCAGAAGGAACUUGUUCUGAACCCCUUGGAGUAGGAUGGGAUAACACUCUGCCAGACAGUGCCUUUAACGCAUCAUCGAGUCUCUUCACACGUCCAUGGGACUUUGGUCCAUAUAAUGGAAGACUCUAUCUACAGGACGAUCGCAUCAGAAAGAGGAUUGGUGGCUGGUGUGCGAGACACAAGAACCAUAAUCAGUGGUUACAGGUGGAUCUUGGAAAGAUAAAGUCCGUAACAGCUGUUGCCACUCAAGGUCGAGACAAAUAUUACGAGCACGUUAAAUCCUAUGAGCUGGCAUUUAGCAAGGACGGAGUGCGAUGGAAUCGUUACAAGGAAAACGGAAGAGUUCGGGUAUUACCGGGAAACUGUGACAACUUUACCCCAGUGAUCAACAAGUUGAUCCGGCCCGUUCAGGCCAGGUUUGUCCGGUUUUAUCCCAGAACUUACAACAAUAUAUGUAUGAGAGUCGAAGUGUACGGAUGUAGCAGGCAAAAAGGUUAUGAAAUGAAGAGAGGACGUUAGGAACGCUAGCUUCCGUGUUUAAGAUGGCAAGACUGGACAACAGGGAGAAGCCACCGGAAGCUUCCGUGUUUGGACUGUGAAGCCUGGUUAACAGCCUCCGGAACUUUUAGUUACAUGAAGCAAGCAGUACAAUGGGAAACGCUUCUGCUGUUAGAUAAUAGGUUUGCAGAUGGAAAAGGCGGGGAAAUUAUGCAGCAGUUUGCAGAAUUAGCUACGCUUGAAGCGCUAGUUUUGAAAGUGGCUUGGGUAAAGCAUCAAACUUCACAUUUAGGUAAUGAGUUUGAUAUGCAAAUGAUUGAAACGAUUUUGCUUAGAUAUCAUGUGUCGAACCUCGGACGACCCAUGAAAUGUUUUAGUGUUUUAGCUGAGCCUCAAACAAUAAUGGGAGUGAUUAGGGAAAAGCAACAAUCAAGAGGAUCACCUAAUUCCUCUGAUAGCAUAUAACAACCGUUGUAACUUAAGU